Molecule: messenger RNA, 2085 nt
Organism: Scomber scombrus (Atlantic mackerel)
Lineage: Eukaryota; Metazoa; Chordata; Actinopteri; Scombriformes; Scombridae
Gene: gucy1b2
Product: guanylate cyclase 1, soluble, beta 2
Exons: 16
Coding region: 1-2085 (694 amino acids)
Biological process (GO): cGMP biosynthetic process; response to oxygen levels
Cellular component (GO): guanylate cyclase complex, soluble
Molecular function (GO): heme binding; guanylate cyclase activity
Source: RefSeq, a predicted model, not a curated record
AUGGCAGAACAUUCUCCAAGAGCUGAAUCAGGUUUCUUUAAUCCCCUACCCCACUACCCAAACCAGUACGGGUUCAUCAACAGCUGCCUGCAGUCACUUGUGAUAGAGAGGUUUGGCCAGGAGACCUGGAACAAACUGAGCUCUCUACCAGGGGUCCAGGACACCUUCAUGACAUACACAGUUUAUGACGAUAUCCUAACCCUAAGCCUGGUGCAGGAGGCCUGUUCACUGCUGAAUGUCCCUGCUGACGUGUUACUGAAGCUUUUUGGAGAACAUUUCUUCAUUUUCUGUAAGCAAGCAGGCUAUGACACCAUGCUAAGGACACUUGGGGGAAAUCUCAUUGAAUUCAUAGGAAAUCUAGAUGCUCUCCAUAGUUACCUGGCCCUGUCCUAUCAGGAAAUGAAUGCACCAUCUUUCAGAGUAGAGAUGACAGAUGAUGGAAACAUACUACUUCACUACUAUUCUGACAGGAAGGGCCUGUACCAUAUUGUACCUGGUAUCAUAGAAGCAGUUGCCAGAGAUUUCUUUGACAGCAAGGUGACCAUGGUGGUUGUCAGUCAGUCAGAAGAAGAUGAACGGACAGGGAAGAAGGAGCAUGUUGUGUUUCUGGUCAAACAGACCACCCAAGCUAGCAGCCUCCAGUGUAUCUUCAGUCCAUGUUACCCUGACAAGCUAUGGAUGGAAGAGAAAGCUUUCUGCAAUGCUUUUCCCUUCCAUAUUAUCUUUGAUGAAAAUCUGAAGGUAAAGCAAACAGGGGUGAAUAUACAGAAGUUCAUUCCAGGUCUCCAGGCCAGAGAUGCUUCAGUGGAUCACUAUUUCACCAUUAUACACCCACAGGUGACUUUUACCAUUGACAGCAUCAGGAAAUUCAUCAACAGUCAGUUUGUCUUAAAGAGCUCCAAAGAGAAAAACACCACGCUCAAACUAAGAGGUCAGAUGUUGUGGAUGGAGUCUCUUGGCUGUAUGUUGUACCUGUGUUCUCCGAAGCUACGAAGUCUCCAGGAACUUCAAAAUGUUGGCCUCCACCUGGCUGACCUGGCCCAGCAUGAUGUCACCAGAGACCUGGUUCUCCUCAACCAGCAACGCCUAGCUGAGAUGGAGCUGACCAACCAGCUGGAGAGGAAAAAAGAGGAAUUGAGAAUUCUUUCACGUCACCUAGAGGCUGAAAAGGAGAAAUCAGAAACUCUGCUGUAUGCCAUGCUGCCACGCCACAUAGCCAAUCAGCUUAAAGAUGGGAAAAGCGUAGAGGCAGGGGAAUUUGAGGUGUGCACUAUUUUGUUCAGUGACGUGGUGACCUUCACAAACAUCUGUGCUGCCUGUGAGCCCAUUCAUAUUGUUCACAUGCUAAACUCCAUGUACUCCAGGUUCGACCGACUCACCAAUAUACACAACAUCUACAAGGUUGAGACGAUUGGUGAUGCAUACAUGGUGGUGGGAGGUGUUCCAGUCCCUACAAUAACCCAUGCUCAAAGAGUUGCAAACUUUGCUUUGGGUAUGAGGAUAGCUGCCAGAGAGGUCAUCAACCCUGUAACGGGCAAACCCAUACAGAUCCGUGUUGGCCUCCAUACCGGCCCAGUGUUAGCUGGGGUGGUGGGGGAGAAGAUGCCCCGCUACUGCCUGUUUGGAGACACAGUUAACACUGCCUCCAGGAUGGAGAGUCAUGGAGUCCCUGAUCACAUUCACCUCAGCCCUUCCACAUAUAGCGAGUUGAAGGAUGCGGGGUUUGACAUAAAAGAGCGCGGGCACAUUGAGGUGAAGGGUAAAGGCCUGAUGACCACUUACUUCCUACUCGGGAACCUGUUGAUGUCAGAAGAUUGCAUCAUGGGAAAAGCAGUUGGACAGACCUGUCUUUAUAGAGAGGACCUUCAUGACCAGACCAAGAAAGAGCCUGACACACAAACUGAUGGAAACACUGAAAUUGAAUGGAGAGAUACAUCCUCAGAUGGAGUCAUUGCCCCAGGUCCCAGCCACUUAGACAGAAUCACUCCAUUUGCCUGGGACAUCACCAAACCAUAUGAGACCAAUGAGGACGGCAACAACAUACCUGCCAACCAUUCCAACAGCAGACUAUGUGUCUUACUCUGA